Molecule: messenger RNA, 2434 nt
Organism: Acinonyx jubatus (cheetah)
Lineage: Eukaryota; Metazoa; Chordata; Mammalia; Carnivora; Felidae
Gene: PRR29
Product: proline rich 29
Exons: 7
Coding region: 1636-2256 (206 amino acids)
Source: RefSeq, a predicted model, not a curated record
ACUACCCACCCCCCCACCCCCGCCAUCCCACUGGCUAGACAUCUGUCCCUCAGAACGUGGGGAGGGGACAGAGGGUGGGGGGCAGGUUGAGAUUGGUUCAGCCCCCCUCCCCCCUCCUUUCUGGGUCUGUGGUGACCCCUGGUGGAGCUGUUGUGAAAUGACCCGUCUCACAGCUCAAGCGCCUGCCCCAGGCUGACGAGAGAACCCCAAAGCUCCCCACGAUGCUCCCCCCACCCACUCUCCCACAACCAUCCCUGAAGCAUCUUUUCCGGCAGCCAGCUCUCCAGUUGCGCGGAGCCCAGGACAGAGUGUGGCCUUUGUGAGGGGCGCAGGGAGGCCUGAGGAGUGGUCCCCCUCAGUCCUGGAGGUUGGGUGGCCUCUCUCCUCCCAGAGACCCUCUGUGGACACAGCCCGCAGCCUCGUGGAGCCCCUCCCUGAAGGCGAGGCCUGGCUGAGGCUUGCAAAGUUCCUGCUAUGCCUGGACUUCCCGCAUCUCGCCCCAGCAAUGCUGGAACCAGUAGGAAUAUACUACUGUCUCUCCAGUGUCCAGAAGGGCGCCUUGCACACACAGACACCUCCUUGAUCAAGGUUUGCUGACGGUAAGCACGAGGGUUGGUUUUGCCCCUCUAAUUGCAAUGAGGGUACAGAUGGAAAGAUGCACCUCUGUGUCCAUCCCACUCCCCAGGGCCUGUCACUACAUUGCCUGACGUCAGCUUGUUGAUGGCCGUGGAAGCUAUAAGACCCACAGCUAAUGCACGGUCCACAGGCCCCCCUCCCCGGGACUAAAGCACAAAGGAAGAGGCGGGAAUGGUCUUUCUGGUUCUAGACACCAGGAGUGCCAGGAAGAGGAGCUGAACAGAAGUAGAGGGUGGGGGAAGGGCAGCCCAAGGGGUGCUAAUCCCGGCUUCCUGUCUGGAUUUUCCUUGACUGCUGCUCAGGGCCUAUCUUAGGAUGGUCACAGCUGCCGAAAUAGAUCUCUCCCCUCACCUGUUCUGAAGCAAAGAAGACCUUGAUAACUUCCUGUCAAAAGAAUGCAUGCUUUGGUAAUUUUUCCAGGAUGUGGGACAAUAAUGGGGGCACUGGUGCUGAACUCCUUGGGGUUCUCCACCUCUGUAAAGCAGCGGCCAGGAAUGAGGGAGCAAACGGCCACAAGGGGGGAGUCCAGGGGCCAGCCACCUGUUUCUGGCCAGGGCCCAGUCUUUUCUGUGAACUUGGUUGAUGUUCGCUUCCUUGGUCUGCUCCAGAAACCACUCCCAGCCUGAAGGACGCCCCUCUGAUUCAGAGUGAAACACAUCCUCUGCCCUCCUCACUCACCUGCCUCUCUCUGCCAAGUCCGCUCCUACAGAAUUCUCUACGGGCCAGUCUCCCCAGCCCCUCACUCAUUCACUCAACAAACACGAGCCCCCCAGGCUAGGUAUUGGAGGUGCACAAGGGUGAGAGGUACAGGGAGGAGCAAGAUGCGAUGCCCGGGGAACCGACGCAGGUUGGAGGUGGGCAUCCCUCAGAGGCGACACCUCCUGUGGGAGAGCCUAACACGCCCGGAGCGCUGGGGCCGGGGAGGGACCUGCGCAUGCGUGGAAGGAGAGUUUCGCGUCGCCCACGUCGCCUAGGUAACCCGGACCCGCGGAAACCAGCAUGGCCUUCCGCAGCGGAGGAAGCUGGGGUCAGCUCCCAUCACAGAGUGCAGCCCCGACGCCCUGGGUGACCGUCCUGCAGCCGCUCGCAUGGGCCGCCCCACCUCCGCCCCCGCAGCCGGGCCGAGUGAAGGAAGACCUGCUGGAACUGAUGUUGCUGCAGAACGCGCAGAUGCACCAGCUGCUGCUGAGUCGCCUGGUGGCAGCAGCGCUCCACCCAGGGCCGGCUCCGCCCCACCCCCACCCUCAGGUCUACCUGGAGGGUCAACAAGAGGAAUAUGAGGAGGAGGAGGAGAAGGAAGUCCAGGAGGAAGGGCCUUUGGUGUUCCACCACCACUACCUCCCCUGCCCGAUGCCCAGUCCGGGUCCCCUGCUACCCUGGCCAGUCCCUUUUCUUUCCCCGCCCCCACAUCAGCCUUACUUGCAGGACACGUCCAGGAUUCAGCACCACCCUCCUGCCUCUGGGAGAAGGGGGUCGAGAGCCAUCCCCCCGCCCCCACCCCCCAGUGCCACAGGGACUGUGGGUGCGGAUGUACCCCCGGCUUCAGUGAGGCAGGAAGGGAGUCAAGGCGAAGGUGCUGUUCUCUCCCCAGACUACUAUGAUGCUGAGAGCCUACCAUGAGGGCAGAUGCCAGCCCUGGGACCCUGCCAGCUUCACCGCAGGGCUGGAAAGAGCCCUGGAGCCCUUACGUGCCCCUCUAGUGCCUGUGACUCUGCACCCAUGCCCAGCAGCCCUUCUCCUCCCUCAGCUGCAGCCAGGCUCUGUCCUGGGUGAAUCAAUACACUCUUCACCCCAUUGA